Messenger RNA from Paramecium sonneborni, 321 nucleotides. Lineage: Eukaryota; Ciliophora; Oligohymenophorea; Peniculida; Parameciidae. The record is from the annotation of a GenBank genome assembly.
AUGAUUUCACAAUCCCCGAAGUUCAAAAUAGAAAAAAUGGCUCCUUUAAGUCAACACCAAAAAAUACUAGUUGAAGAUAUACCUUUAGAUGAUUUAACAGAAAUUGAUGAAACUAAAAUCUCAUUUAAUGAAAAUUUAAUUGUCUGUGAUUAUAAACCAUGGCAGACUGUAAUUUAAAUAAGAAAGACAAUCGAAAAAUUAAAAGGACAUUCUAAUUUAUAUUGGAUUAAUCCCAUUCUCAAUGUAGGUUUAACAAAUCCUUCUAGAUCCAUAUUAAAAAAGUCUUCUAUACAUAAAUCCAAUCUUAUUUUAAUAAGUUGA